Messenger RNA from Nylanderia fulva, 321 nucleotides. The record is from RefSeq and is a predicted model, not a curated record. NCBI's taxonomy places the organism in Eukaryota, Metazoa, Arthropoda, Insecta, Hymenoptera, Formicidae.
AUGUUACAAAAGUGUUAUGGUGACAAUACUCUAUCGAAAACACAGGUGUAUCAGUGGUAUGAACGCUUCAAAAGUGGUCGUGAGGCUGUUGAGGACGAUGCUCGUCCUGGGAGGCCAUCGACAUCGAAAACUGAUAAAAACGUCGAUGAAAUCCGACAAUUGUUGAUCGAAAAUUGCAAAUUGACGAUAAGGGAGAUAGCUGAGACCACCAACAUAUCAUUCGGAUCCGUUCAGAGCAUUUUGCGUAAGGAUUUGGGUCUGAGGCGAGUCACUGCAAGAUUGGUGCCAAAAGAACUGAAUUUCGUGCAAAAAUUGCGUUGA